Messenger RNA from Fusarium falciforme, 945 nucleotides. RefSeq lists its product as hypothetical. The transcript has a single exon. Lineage: Eukaryota; Fungi; Ascomycota; Sordariomycetes; Hypocreales; Nectriaceae. Bases 1 to 945 code for a protein of 314 amino acids. The record is from RefSeq and is a predicted model, not a curated record.
AUGGCGGCCAACACGGCAUCAUCCGCUCACUCAACGGCUGUUCCCCCCCUGGCCACCAUGGCUCACCCUACUAGCCCAGCUCUUACAACCUUUCAUAUCUUUCCCAAAUUCCCGCAGGAAAUUCAGGACAAGAUUUGGGCCUUUGCCAUUGACGUGGACAGUCCACGAGGGUACAAUGUUGGAUUCACAGCUACCCCAAUCGCUCCAGGCUCCACGACUAUCCGAUGGGGUCUCAGAAAGAUCCGACAACAGCAUACUCCCCGCAUUGGACCCAAUGAAACGACCCGAAAUGUAAUGGCAACGGGACUCGCUGGAGCUGGCGUUGCCAAGCUGCAAUGGAGACUUUGGCGACCCGAAGUGCCCUUCAGGCUGGAGGACCGUUCGAAUGUGGGCGAUCCCAUGUCGCUUAUAAAAGCAGAAUCGCCCACAGCCCCACGAAUCAAGGUGGAUGCUGCAAAGGAUCUGAUGGUUAUACCCAACAUUGGAAGAUCCAAGAAGAACGAUAACAUUACCGAGAUCUACUUGCCCCAUGAGCUGGUGGCACACCAUUCCGACUGUUCGCUCCCGGGCGCGCCUGGUGAGCUCACGUACAGGCUGAAGAACAUGCUACCCUUGUGCCCGGAUAUUCGAGUUCUAUACAUCGUCAUUCACAACUUUCAGGGUUCGCAGUCAAAGCCGCUAGCGGAGGAUUUCGAAGCGACAGCUGGGCACAUACUUGAGUGGUACAAACAGGAACUCAAAGAUCUCGAGCCACAGACUUCUUCGGCCACCUAUCCCCUCGGGGAUCGAAUUUACUAUGAGAUCAAGCCUGAGCAGUUCCCUCGCACUGACGAAUUCAGUCGGCUUCUGCAGGAUAUUUCCGAAGUCAAAGGAUGGCACCGGGGCGAAUACCCGAACCGCCAGCAACGACUGGCUUUCCGCGUCAUGACGUGGCGCUAUGCCUGA